Molecule: messenger RNA, 1302 nt
Organism: Melanotaenia boesemani (Boeseman's rainbowfish)
Lineage: Eukaryota; Metazoa; Chordata; Actinopteri; Atheriniformes; Melanotaeniidae
Product: gap junction beta-6 protein-like
Exons: 7
Coding region: 288-1055 (255 amino acids)
Biological process (GO): cell communication
Cellular component (GO): connexin complex
Source: RefSeq, a predicted model, not a curated record
UAUCAUGAUUUAUGUGUAGUGUUUGAAUAUAAAUGUACUUGUUGUCUUUACCCCUUAAUACCAUUUAUAUAAGUACUUAUUCUCUGUAUUAUUUGUGAUGCUUCUUCCUCCAAAAACGUUGCACUAAAGUGGGUUUUACUGUGAAGCUUCACAGGAAGUCAUCGUAUUUUCCUGGUCGGCUUCACACUUGGUGGUGCAUCUUUGAUUUCAUGCCGAUGACUCUGGAGCUUCAGGAAAGAAAUAUGUGGAAUAUUUUACGCCAAAUAACCUGACAUACCGGAGACAAGAUGUCUUGGCCUGCGCUGUACGCUCAGCUGGUCGGAGCGAACCGCCACUCUACCUCUCUGGGUAAAAUCUGGCUUUCUGUGCUGUUUAUUUUCCGGGUCAUGGUGCUGGUUGUUGCUGCAGAGAGCGUCUGGGGGGACGAGCAGUCUGAUUUUGUCUGCAACACACUACAGCCUGGUUGCGAGAAUGUCUGUUAUGAUCAGUUCUUCCCAGUUUCCCACAUUCGUCUCUGGUGUCUUCAACUCGUCUUUGUCUCCACACCAACACUCCUGGUUGCUAUGUAUGUGGCUUACCGUAACCAUAGAGAUAAGAAGAUGCUUCUUCAGAGUUCGAGCAGAGCUGGUUUGCUUGGCAACAAGAGCCAAGAGGAGGAUUUGGAGGCUCUGAAGAAGCGGAGACAUCCAAUAACUGGCGCCCUCUGGUGGAUGUACCUCUGCAGCCUGGUGGUCAGGCUGCUGUUUGAGGCUGGAUUCAUGUACGCCCUGUAUGUGGUGUACGAUGGUUUCCAGAUGCCACGGCUGGUGCAGUGUGAUCAGUGGCCUUGUCCUAACCUGGUGGACUGUUUCAUCUCACGCCCCACAGAGAAAACCAUCUUCACCAUAUUCAUGGCCACUGCCUCUUCUAUUUGCAUGGUCCUUAAUAUGGCUGAGCUUGCUUAUCUUAUCGCCAAGGCGAUCACUAGGAGUUUCUGCAGGCAGAAGGAGAGAAAAUCAACCAGCAGAGAGAAAAUGUGGAUUAAAACAAAUCAGAAGCCACUUGUGUCGAGUUGAGGACGCAGCAACAAGACAAACACAGCACAAGAAAGUCAUCCCAAACACUUGGAAAUAUCCCACACCUGUAAAUAUGAUUAAAACAGCAGAAAUUUUCUAUGAUACCUUAAAUAUUCUUGGGGUGGAGAAAAAGUCAACAGAGUCAAUAGACACUCUUUUAGUUGUAUUUGAAAAAAUAACCUGCUAAACAAAUGUUGAUUAUACAAAGAUUAUGUACAAAUAUGAAAAAAUAAACAGGAAAAUGUCA